This is a messenger RNA of Aureobasidium musti, 957 nucleotides long. NCBI's taxonomy places the organism in Eukaryota, Fungi, Ascomycota, Dothideomycetes, Dothideales, Saccotheciaceae. The record is from the annotation of a GenBank genome assembly.
AUGCGCGGCAAACGUUCAAAGCAGUAUCGUAAGCUCAUGCACCAGUAUGAGCUUUCCUUCAACUUCCGUGUUCCUUACCAGGUCCUGGUCGAUGCCGACAUGAUCAAGGACACUUUUCGCUUCAAGAUGAACCUACCUCUCUAUCUUGAACGCACUCUCCACGGCCAGGUCAAGNNCCCAUGCUCAAUACGCCACUUGUAUACCGCUGAUGCACCUGACGCUGCUUCCAAGAAUGCAUGGAUCGACACCGCAAAGUCAUUCGAACGCCGUCGCUGCAACCACCACACUCUCGAGGAACCUCUGUCCACAUUGGAAUGUUUGAAAUCCGUCGUCGACCCCAAGGACAGCAGCACAAACAAGAACCGCUACGUCGUCGCCAGUCAAGACCANAAAGUCAGAUCCGCAAUGCGCAAGAUCACUGGUGUGCCGCUCAUCUACGUCAACCGAAGUGUCAUGAUCAUGGAGCCUAUGGCAACACAGACCGAGGAGUUCAGAGAGGCUGAAGAGAUGGGCAAGGUCAGAGCAGGCUUGAAGGGCAGAAGAGGUGCCGCGCCCGAGCAAGCUUUGAAGCGCAAGAGAGAAGAUGAGGAUGAGGACGACGACGCCGAAGCAAAUGGCGAUGCUGCCACACAAGACACAGAAGCUGCGCCAAAGAAGCGAGCAAAGAAGGGCCCCAAGGGUCCCAACCCCCUCAGUGUCAAAAAANNGUCGAAGAAGCAGACGGCAAAGCAGGAGGCAGAGAGGCAAGCAAUCAGGAAAGCCACAAAAUCAGAUCCGCAAGCCGCUGAGAAGGCGCUCGACGCAAAUGUCGCUAUCGAUUCUACGGCAAACGAUGGUUCAGAAGCGGCAGGCAAGAAGAGAAGGCGAAGAAAGCACAAGACUGCUGGUGACUCGGCCGCUGAUCAGGCUGAUGCCGAUGGUGCUCCUCCUGCUGCUGCCAUGGAGGUCGAUGCAUGA